Messenger RNA from Papaver somniferum (opium poppy), 1892 nucleotides. Its product is annotated as serine/threonine-protein phosphatase PP1-like. The record is from RefSeq and is a predicted model, not a curated record. Lineage: Eukaryota; Viridiplantae; Streptophyta; Magnoliopsida; Ranunculales; Papaveraceae. The transcript is spliced from 5 exons. Gene Ontology annotation, molecular function: protein serine/threonine phosphatase activity. Gene Ontology annotation, cellular component: cytoplasm; nucleus. Bases 370 to 1293 code for a protein of 307 amino acids.
ACAGUAUGUAAGCUGGGACUCAUCAGAUCACCGUUUACUGGUCCUAUAACUUUACGGCGGCGACGCCAUUAAAACCACCACCACCACCAGAACUUGUUUCUCUCUCUACUUUAUCUUCAAAGUGACUGAAGCCAAAAUUCUAUAUAUCUUUAUCUUUCUCUAUCACUCUCAAUCUUUGUGUAAAGAAAGAAAGAUUCUUUGCUUUAUUUGUAAAAAACAGUGAUCGUCCGUUGAGGAAUGUAUCUAAAGCUUGCUGUUCAAAGAGGGAAAGAAAAGUAAUAUAAAGUAAGAGAAGAAGAAAAUAGAAGAUAGAAGAAGAAGAUUUGUAAAAAAAAAGAGGAGGAGUUGAUUUAGUCGCUGUAAUUGAAGAUGGAUGCAAGUGUUCUUGAUAGUAUAAUAAAUCGUUUACUUGAAGUAAGAAAUAAACCAGGGAAACAAGUUCAAUUAUCUGAGUCAGAAAUUAGACAACUUUGUGUUGUUUCUAAAGAGAUUUUUAUGCAGCAACCUGUUCUUUUGGAGCUUCAAGCCCCCAUCAAAAUUUGUGGUGAUAUUCAUGGCCAAUAUUCUGACCUCUUACGGCUGUUUGAGUACGGUGGACUACCACCUAAGGCUAACUACUUAUUCUUAGGGGAUUAUGUAGAUAGGGGCAAGCAAAGCCUGGAAACAGUAUGCCUUUUACUUGCUUAUAAAAUAAAGUAUCCAGAGAACUUUUUCCUUUUGAGAGGCAAUCAUGAAUGUGCAUCGAUAAACCGUAUCUAUGGGUUUUAUGAUGAAUGCAAGAGAAGAUUCAAUGUCAGGUUGUGGAAAGUCUUCACAGAUUGUUUUAACUGCCUACCUGUAGCUGCCCUCGUUGACGAAAAGAUUUUGUGCAUGCAUGGGGGUCUUUCUCCUGACCUACAUAAUUUGGAUCAAAUUCGAAAUAUACAACGUCCAACUGAUGUCCCUGACACAGGUUUGCUUUGUGAUCUUCUGUGGUCAGACCCCAGUAAAGAUGUUAAAGGUUGGGGAAUGAAUGAUAGAGGAGUUUCAUACACCUUCGGUGCUGAUAAAGUGACGGAGUUUCUUCAGAAGCAGGAUCUGGACCUUAUUUGCCGUGCUCAUCAGGUUGUGGAGGAUGGGUAUGAGUUCUUUGCUAAUCGGCAACUCGUGACAGUAUUUUCAGCACCUAACUACUGCGGUGAGUUUGACAAUGCAGGUGCCAUGAUGAGUGUAGAUGAUACCUUAAUGUGCUCUUUCCAAGUACUAAAGCCUGCUGACAAAAGUCGUUCCUUGGCGCUAAAGUAUAAUAUUUGAUGGGGAGCUCAAGUAACGUCAUCAUCGUUGACGAUGCCAAUACAAAUGGAAUGGGCUGAUUUUCAAUAACUCAGUGCUAACUGUAACUGCUUUAGACGAUUAAUAUAUGCACUCAUAAAUGUCUUGUGUGUUUUUUUUUUGUUUUUUUUUUGUUUUUUUUUUUCUGAAUGAUUCUGGGAACCCUUUGUUACUUCGCAUGUUCAAGAGUGAGAAGUGAGAACCUGUAUAAAGGACGUGCCACUGAAAAUGCCUCAAGUCAUGCAAUUGUUUGGAUCCUGGACCUCGUUUUCGGCAUGGGUACCGGACGAAUAGCGGCCAAAGUUAAAUAGGUACACUGAUUGUUGGCUUUGGAUUCAAGUCAUAGCUCAGAUUCAGACUUGCGAACACCAAAUUGGUAGCGGGAUUUCAGAACACUGCCUUCUCUUGGGUACAUUGGAUAAUUGCCAAGUUGUUGAAUCCCUCGGUGAAACGGAACUAGGCCACCAGUGGUUUUUCUUUUUCUUUUUUUUGUGGAUUUCACUAGAGCCUCGAAAUGGACUCUAGGAUAUUGCUUCCCACAACCUUUGAUAAUUCCAAAAAAGAAUUUUCAGACUUCCAAA